Messenger RNA from Dromiciops gliroides (monito del monte), 1810 nucleotides. It is a transcript of the gene METTL8, whose product is annotated as methyltransferase 8, methylcytidine. Lineage: Eukaryota; Metazoa; Chordata; Mammalia; Microbiotheria; Microbiotheriidae. The coding region runs from base 359 to 1585 and encodes 408 amino acids. The record is from RefSeq and is a predicted model, not a curated record. Gene Ontology annotation, molecular function: tRNA (cytidine-N3)-methyltransferase activity. The transcript has 10 exons.
CCUGACCCCGUGGAGAGCCACGUGGCCUUUCCCACCCGGUCCUUCUAGGCUUUUGAUCCCAGAGCCCUGGGUGGGCAUGUUUGCAGUGGGGGGUGGCGGGUGCAUAGUUUGGACAAGUGGGCGAGGAAGAGUGGACUUGGUCCAGGACUGUGUACGUGGGAUGCUCUGCGCCCCCCUUGCAGUCCUCUGUCUACACUAAUACAGCGCGCUCUGUAUCCUGACUCAGCCCUUGCUUACAUCCUGGGUCUGGGACGGAGAGGGGCGCUGUGUCCCGGCGUCCAAGCUCGCUCUUGUGCAAGAAAGGAGUGUCUUGUCUAAACCAGAAAAGCGAGCAGCGCAUUAAAGGUGUCCAAUUAAAAUGAAUGCAAUUCAGAGACUUUUGAUUUCCAGUCUAAGGAAAAGAAGGGUAGUGCUAAGAUUUCAAAGCAACGACCGGCCAACCGUGCCUCUUGGAUCACGGAUUUUAACAGACCCAGCCAAAGUUUACGAACACAACAUGUGGGACCACAUGGAAUGGACACAAGAAGAAGAAGCAACGGCUAGAGAAAAAACAACUGAAAACUCCUCUGUGAGAGUGCGCUUGGAAGACCAAGUCAAAUAUGAAAGUCAAGCCAGUAAAUAUUGGAAUGAUUUUUACAAGAUUCAUAAGAAUAAAUUUUUCAAGGAUCGUAAUUGGCUGUUGAGGGAAUUUCCUGAAAUUCUUCCAGUUGGACUACAAACUAAAGAAGAGAAGGGAAAAAUGUCUUGGGAUCAUGUAAAAACGAAUGAUACAGACUCUUUCUCAAAUAUAGACUGCCUGGCCAUGCUUAAAGGAGUGGAGUCUGGUAAAAAGGAUUCUGGUGCUGAUUUUACCUACAGCCAGAGUGAAAUAAGAUCUGGUAACAACCAAUAUCCUGAAAAGAAGAGAGGAGAGCCUGUGGAGACCGAUUUGUUCCCUGGUAGCCAUGCUGCUUUCAGGAUCCUAGAGGUUGGCUGUGGUGCUGGAAAUAGUGUUUUCCCUAUUCUGAAUGCUCUGAAGAAUGCUCCAGAGACUUUUCUUUACUGCUGUGAUUUUGCUUCUGGAGCAGUGGAGCUAGUAAAGUCCCACUCAUCCUACAGCCCAGCCCAGUGUUCUGCCUUUGUUCAUGAUGUAUGUGAUGAUGGCUUAUCCUACCCUUUUCCAGAUGGGAUCCUGGAUGUCAUUCUCCUAGUCUUUGUGCUCUCUUCUAUUCAUCCUGACAGGAUGCAAGGCGUUGUAAACAGACUGUCCAAGUUACUGAAACCUGGAGGAAUGUUGUUAUUUCGGGACCAUGGAAGAUAUGAUCUCACUCAGCUGCGUUUCAAAAAAGGAUGCUGCUUGUCUGAAAACUUUUAUGUUCGAGGAGAUGGUACCAGGGCAUAUUUCUUUACAGAAGGGGAAGUCCACAAUAUGUUCCAUCAGGCUGGGUUAGAUGAAAAGCAGAACCUGGUUGACCGGCGUUUACAAGUUAAUAGGAAAGAAAAAGUGAAAAUGCAUCGAGUGUGGGUACAGGGCAAGUUUCAGAAACCAUUGCAUUCAUUUCAUAAUGACCCUGACAAUCUCUUUCCUGGGGUUUCUGCUGGUUGAAGAGGAUACUUCUUUGUGUAAAUCAAGAUCACCCCAUGUGAAGGUCCCUCCAAAAAUUAUUCCUGAAAGAGCAAUUAGAAGAUAGAACUGGAAUAUCCAUAUCUGGUUCUUGUAUCAUGGGUGAGGCCUUCCAUUAGGUUUCUACACACAUUUACAUAUUAGGUGAUAUGGAAGGAUCUGCUGUAUUUGACAUUUUAAAAAAAUUAGUAAACGUGAAUUGCCCAA